Messenger RNA from Sceloporus undulatus (fence lizard), 1856 nucleotides. RefSeq names its product phosphorylated adaptor for RNA export (gene PHAX). The coding region runs from base 7 to 1296 and encodes 429 amino acids. The record is from RefSeq and is a predicted model, not a curated record. The transcript is spliced from 5 exons. Gene Ontology annotation, biological process: snRNA export from nucleus. Gene Ontology annotation, cellular component: nucleus. Lineage: Eukaryota; Metazoa; Chordata; Lepidosauria; Squamata; Phrynosomatidae.
GACUUUAUGGAAGGUGUUUCCCGCCUCCUUCCUUCCUUCCUUCGCUGCCGCCUCGGAGUCGGACUGAGGGACUGGAAAAUGGCGCUGGAGGCUCGCGGGAUGGAGCAGGACGUGGAGGAAGGAGAGGUCUCCGGCUCCGACUGCGAAAUGCCCGCCUUAGCCGCCUCCAGGAGCCCCCAGCAGAAACAACAUGACAGCAACAAUUCAGCCAGAUCUUUCCCAAGCAGCAUUUUACCCUGUGCACCAAGCGUCCCCUAUCGGACAACCCAAAGUGUGGACUCGAGUGAUGAGAGCUUCUCUGACUCUGAUGAAGACAGUUGUCUCUGGAAACGAAAGCGACAGAAGUGUUCUAACCUUCCUCCUCUUAAACCAGAUCCUUUGCUAUUUAGCUCAAACCCCCAGAAACAGGGUAAUCUAGGUGGUAGAAAGAUUAACAACAUCUGGGGUGAAGUGCUUCAAGAGCAGAAUCAAGAUGCAGUGGCCUCAGAACUUGGGAUUCUCGGGAUGGAGGGAACCAUUGACAGAAGCCGGGCAUCAGAGACUUACAAUUAUCUCUUGGCAAAAAAGCUCAUGAAAGAAUCUGAGCCAGAAAUGGCCAAGACAUUAGACAAAGAAUUGGAUGAAUAUAUGCAGGAUGACAAAAAGACACUCUCAAAAGAGGAUGGGGAAGAGGAAGAAGAGGCAAAUGGGCAAGGUCUUUUGAAACGAAAAAGACCAGUUAAGGAAAGACUGGGCACAAGACAAGAAAUGAAUUAUAAAGGGAGAUAUGAAAUUACUGAAGAUGAUCCUGAGGAAAAAGUAGCAGAUGAAAUUGCCUUCCGGCUUUGUGAACCUAAGAAGGAUUUGAUUGUACGGGUAGUGAAAAUCAUUGGGAAAAAGAAGUCUAUAGAACUGCUGAUGGAAACUGCUGAAGUGGAACAAAACGGAGGACUUUUCAUAGUGAAUGGUACAAGAAGAAGAACACCAGGAGGAGUUUAUUUAAAUUUGCUGAAAAACACACCCAGCAUAACAGGAGAACAAAUCAAGGAAAUCUUCUAUAUUGAAAACCAAAAGGAGUGUGAGAACAAAAAAGCUGCAAAGAAGAGGCGAAUUCAAGUCCUGGGGAAAAAGAUGAAGAAAGCUAUUAAAGGACUCAACCUUCAAGAAUAUGAUGAUGCCUCUCGAGAGACUUUUGCUAGCGAUACAAAUGAAGCUCUGGCUUCUCUGGAUGACUUGCAGGAAGGACACAGUGAAAUGAAAUUGGAUCCAGAGGAUGCUAUUGAGAUAGACAACACUCAUGAUUUAGAUAUCUUUUAAUGUACUGAGUACUUGGAAGACCUUAAUUUUGUGACACAUUAAAUUGCAGUUUUUCUAUUUUGGCUAUUCUUUUUUCUUCUUCUCAUUAUUGGAAUAAUACACAUUAUGUCAAUCAAUUAUUUGCUGAAGAGGGCAUUAUAUUUCUCACAGUGCUAAUACUUUAGUUUUCAUGGCUUUUAGAGCUCCCUCCUUUGUUGUAUAAUUUCUGUUCUCUCUCAGCAUCCUCUUAGCCCUUGUUCGCUCACUUCAGGGUUAAAACUGAGUGCUUUCUAGUACUCCUGUGUAAGGCCUACUGUAAUUGUAUGUAGACAUUUUUCAUUUAACCAAAGGUAAUACUCAACACAGUGACAUAUAUUCAAAAUGUACUCUGGCAAGGAAAUGUUUAGUAGGACCAUGGCCUUGGUUAAUGGUAAGUUUGGGGACAUAGUUUGAUAUAUUUGGGAACAUUGGUCCAUGGUGAGAACUGGUAUUCCAUGUGCUUAUAAAUUAAAUUGUAUCUUUUGAUUGAGCUUUAAGAUGGAAAGGAAUAUAGGGUAGUUUGUGUUGUUGUUGUUGUUGUU